This is a messenger RNA of Hydractinia symbiolongicarpus, 830 nucleotides long. Its product is annotated as coiled-coil domain-containing protein 1-like. NCBI's taxonomy places the organism in Eukaryota, Metazoa, Cnidaria, Hydrozoa, Anthoathecata, Hydractiniidae. Bases 1 to 711 code for a protein of 236 amino acids. The transcript has 4 exons. The record is from RefSeq and is a predicted model, not a curated record.
AUGAAAAUGGAGAAAUAUCAUUUAAAGAAACAAGGAUUUUCCCUUGAGAUGAUUCAAAUCAGAAAAGCUCUAUUACAAGCUUAUGAGGUUGGACGUUUCUAUAAAGCACACAAGGAAAAGAAAGAUUUGGCUAUGAAAUUCGCUGUGAUUUUAGCAACUUUAGUUGUUGUCAGUCUUGGAACGCCGAUCUAUGAAGAUGAAUAUAAUGCUGACAGACUUGCUAAAGAUGCGAUUGAUGCUGACAACGCAGCUGUUGAAUCUGACACACAUAAAUCAAUUGAUUUAGCAGCACGUGAGUCAGAUCACUUAAACAAUGGGUGGGGUGACGCAUUUAGUUUUUCCAAAGACUCUGAAAAAGACAACUCGCAAGAAGAUGCAUCAUCCGUCAAUGAUGCAGAAAAUACAAGUGAUAAUGUUGAAUACGACCUUGAGGUACAAGAAGAUAUGUUGGACGACGUAGACGACGUGUUAGAAGAAAACACCGAAGAUUUAGAAAAGUCAGAAGAUGACGUGGUCAAUUUAGAAGACUCAUCAGAAGAUGUGUCGGACGACCUAGACGACGCUUCAGAAAAUGUGUCAGACGACCUAGACAAAGCGUCAGAAAACGUCUCCAACGAUAUAGAAGAUGCAUCAGAAGAUGAGUUUGACGAUGCAGAAGACGUGUCUGAAGAUUCGGGUUACAUUACAAUAAGAAGGCGUGUAGGAAGAUAAAAAGUGCGAUGGGGCUGAAAUAAUAAAUUGGAUGAAACGUCUUAUAGGUAAAUGUAAAUAAAUUAACUUAAUCACAAAUAAGGUUUUUCUAGAGAAUACCGAAAAUUUAGUAUCGUGCA